Messenger RNA from Dracunculus medinensis (Guinea worm), 921 nucleotides. The record is from the annotation of a GenBank genome assembly. NCBI's taxonomy places the organism in Eukaryota, Metazoa, Nematoda, Chromadorea, Rhabditida, Dracunculidae.
AUGUUGUCGUCAGCAUUUUCUGCUCCUGAAGAAGCGACAUAUACCCAAGUUAUUAAACCGACCUGUGAAGCUUUUCAAGAAAUCGGUGAACGUUGGCCUAGUCAACAACCGAUACAGUAUCCGCCCCAGGCUAGUGCCUCAUUUCAGCUAUUAUUUCCUUCUCAGACUGAUUGGUCAUCAUAUCAUCAUCAUCAUCAUCAUGCGCAUAUUCAACAGUUGCAGCAAUCAACCGUUAUGGCACCGCCACCUCCACCACAAUCACAAGUUGAGAUGAAACAAGAGCCAGAACGACCUGAUAUUAUUCAACGAUUAUCUGCUGCUCCAUCAUCAUGGCCUUAUACAUUCUCACAAGAAGAUUUAGCUUUAUGUUCUAAUCAACUACCUGAUGAUUCAGAUUCGACUUGUUCUGAAGAUCUUGAAGCAUUUGCUAAGGCCUUUAAACAAAGAAGGAUUAAACUUGGAUAUACUCAGGCAGAUGUCGGCUUAGCACUUGGCACACUCUAUGGAAAUGUAUUUAGUCAAACUACCAUAUGUCGCUUUGAAGCCUUACAAUUGAGUUUUAAGAAUAUGUGUAAAUUAAAGCCGUUAUUAUAUAAGUGGUUAGAGGAAGCAGAUUCAACAAGUUCAUCUCCAAAUAGUGCAUUUGAAAAAAUGACUGGACAAGGUGGAAGGAAACGAAAAAAGCGCACUUCUAUUGAAGUACAAGUAAAAAAUCGCUUAGAAUAUCAUUUUCAAAAAAAUCCUAAGCCUAAUGCUCAGGAAAUUGCGCAAGUUGCGCUAGAGCUUCAACUAGAAAAAGAAGUCGUCAGAGUUUGGUUUUGUAAUAGGAGGCAAAAAGAAAAACGUAUGACCCCGCAAUACGGUCAGGAACUUCUUGUACAUUCGAAUCCAUAUUCACAAGAUACGUUCGUAUAUAAUUAA